AUGGAGAAAAUAACAUCGUCCAAAGGAAAACAAAAUAUAUUAUACGAAGGGUAUUGUUACAGACUCGACAGAGUGCUUAAGAGUGGCAAAGAGUCAUGCCGUUGUGUAAAUGGAAAGUGCAAAGGAAGGAUACAUGUUUUUGGAGAUGAAUGCACAUUUACCAGUGAUCACGAUCAUGUACCAGAUCCUGCAAAGUCGGCGGCUAGCUUAUCAAUGAUGCGGCUUCGCGAAAGGGCAGCGACAUUAAAUGAUGCACCAAGGCGAAUCAUUCAGGAGACCCAAAUUAAUUUGCAUCCAGAAGUAGUCGCUGUUCUUCCUAAGUUUCAUUCCCUUAAGCGGACAGCGCAACGACAACGGAAGUGCAAGGGACUGCCUAUCCCGGCUCCAAGUAACAUAGGGGAAAUAGAUAUACCACGAGAACUUGCUUACACGUAUGCUGGUGAAAAUUUUCUUGCAUAUGACUCCGGUAGUGAGGACCCGGAUCGUUAUUUUAUAUUUGCCACCCCUGAUAAUUUGAGAUUGAUGAAAGAAAAUAAGCAAUGGAUGGGAGAUGGGACUUUCAAAAUAGCUCCUCAGUUAUUUUAUCAGCUAUAUGUGAUUCAUAUCCUAUAUAAAGGAAGCGUCCUUCCAAUGGUAUGCAUUCUCCUUCAGAGAAAGUCAGAGGGAGCAUAUAGCCGUGCUCUGAUACGACUACUUUGCAUGGAUAAUGAGAUUGCUCCAUCUUCCAUUUUGUGUGACUACGAGAAAGCAUUUCAUAAAUCUUUUCUUUCUGUCUUCAGAAAUGCUGAGGUCUUUGGGUGUUUCUUCCAUUUAUCCCAAGCCGUUUGGAGAAAAAUUCAGGAUUUAGGUUUGACUAAUUUAUACUGUACCAAGGAAGAAAUACGGCAAUACUCAAAAAUACUAGUGGCCUUGGCAGUCGUUCCUCCCGAUGACAUAAUAAAUGUAUUUGAAUCUUUACAUGAUGUCAUUCCUGACGAGCUAGAUGAGUUAGUCUUUUACUUUGAAGACACUUGGAUAGGAAUACCGUGCAGGAGAGGAAGAAGAGAUGCUUUGUUUCCUCCAAGCGUCUGGAGUGUGUAUGAACGUGUUGUCAGUGAACAUCCGCCUACAAAUAAUUCGUAG
Molecule: messenger RNA, 1122 nt
Organism: Macrobrachium nipponense
Lineage: Eukaryota; Metazoa; Arthropoda; Malacostraca; Decapoda; Palaemonidae
Exons: 1
Coding region: 1-1122 (373 amino acids)
Source: RefSeq, a predicted model, not a curated record